CGGAUUGCAGCGACUCAUAAACUUACCUGGCUGGAAGGUUUCUGCGAACAAGAAGGCAGAACCUUCAUGGCGAGGCUGCACCAUUGCACUUCUGGUGCGGUUGACCCGUGUGGCAGUUCCGGAUCGGAAUUCGCCAACAGCAUAAUUUUUGCGUUUGGGGACAGCCAGAUCGCAGCGGCUCAUAAACUUACCUGGCUGGAAGGUUUCCGCGAUCAAGAAGGCGGAACCUUCAUGGUGAGGCUGUGCCAUUGCACUUUGGGUGCGGCUGACCCGUGUGGCAGUUCCGAGUUGGAAUUGGCCAACAGCAUAAUUUUUGCGUUUGGGGACAGCGUUCGCGCUACCCCGCUCUGGAACAAGUGGUCGUAUAUUGGGCUCCGUAUGCGUCGAGAAUGA
Molecule: messenger RNA, 393 nt
Organism: Anisakis simplex (herring worm)
Lineage: Eukaryota; Metazoa; Nematoda; Chromadorea; Rhabditida; Anisakidae
Source: the annotation of a GenBank genome assembly